GCCAGCUCAAUCCCCAGAUUCCUUUUUCGUCUUCAUAAUCUCUUGAUUCUUACUAUCAAGUUCAAAACAUACCAUAAUCAUGCCCGUGGCAACCUUACACCUCCUCUCCCUGACAAAAUCCACCGAUCCCCAAUCCUUCCUCCACAAUCUCAAGCAAUCCCCAAACAUCAAAGUCAUCGUUGCCUCUCGUCCACGUCAUGUCGUAAUCCACCCAACAACACUCGACAAGAAUCCCCUUGCAACGAACUCGUGGGAUCUUUUAGUCCUCCUCACAACCACUCAAGCGGUCAACAAUGAGGACCCUAUUCCAUCCAACCUUCGCCAUUCAAUCACAGCCGAGUACAAACUAACAACCGGCAUCCCCUCCAAGCUCCUCUCAACCUACGCAGCCCGAAAUGCCCAACUCAAACAAAACGCAUUAUCAAUCCCCCUCACAGGUUCCCUCGACAAGAUCCUCCGCGAAGGAAGCAAGGAUUCCUCGCAGAACCUAGAAGUAUCGCCCCAGCUGCUGCAGUUCAUGACCGAGCUUACAAAAACGCACACCGGGCCCGUCACCAUGCUGAAUCUGUUGCAAUUCCACCAUCCCAAUGGUAAAAAGAGCUACUACCAGUAUGGGCAGGCAUUUAUCCCCGUUGCGGGGAAGCGCGGCGGUGAUGCAAAGUUAGUGGGUAAUGUGGUGGCGCCCGGAGAGGGCCAGUUGGAGGAUUCGAGAGGUUCGAGGGAGAGACCGCAGCAGGAGUGGUGGAAUGAGAUUUCGAUUGUGCAUUAUCCGUCGAUUCGCCAUUUUUGUGAUAUGUUGGCCGGGGAGGAUUACCAGGAGAUUAAUGAGAAGUAUCGGUUGUCGGCGCUUCGUGAUACAUUCUUGUUGUGUACGACUGAGUUUGAUGUAGAAGGGCUGGGGCCUUCGAAGCUGUGAUAUGGUGUGCAUUCAAACUACGCCACGAACUAGACUUCCUGGUAUGGAAGCGUAUUCAUAUGGAUAUGCACGAAACUAGACCGGCUAAAAAAUAAACGAAAAAAAAUGAAUUUGCUUGAUUAUUUGGGUAUCUGAAAUUAUUUGAGGAACAUGCGCUCUCUGAUUGAGGGCCAACAACGAAGCACGUGGUGAGUUAAUCAUGUCUGCCGUUUUUUUGGUCAGAGACGAGGGUCAUGCUUGACGACACUGUCGUUGGGUCGGUCCCAGGUUCGAAUGUGAC
Messenger RNA from Penicillium brasilianum, 1196 nucleotides. Lineage: Eukaryota; Fungi; Ascomycota; Eurotiomycetes; Eurotiales; Aspergillaceae. The record is from the annotation of a GenBank genome assembly.